UACCCCGUCACCCUGGCAGCCCAGGCCGUCUGCGCCGUGGCCCAGGUCUUCAUCCUGGGGCUGCCCUCACGCAUUGCCUCCGUCUGGUUCGGCCCCACCGAGGUCUCCACCGCCUGCGCUGUGGCCGUGCUGGGCAACCAGCUUGGCACUGCAAUUGGCUUUUUGUUGCCACCUGUUCUGGUUCCAAAUACACCUAAUGAUAUCGAUCUAAUGGCACAUAACAUCAGCAUCAUGUUCUACGGAACAGCCAUAGUGUCCACAAUUUUGUUCUUCUUAACAGGAGUUGUGUUUGAAGAAAAGCCCAAAUACCCUCCUAGUUAUUCUCAAGCAGUUCUGCAAACUACACCUCCCGAGGAUUACUCCUACAAGCAGUCGAUUAUUAACUUGUUCAAAAAUAUUCCAUUUGUACUUUUGCUGAUCAGUUAUGGUAUUAUGACUGGGGCGUUUUAUUCUGUCUCCACGUUAUUAAACCAGAUGAUAGUAACUCAUUAUGAGGGAGAAGAAGUGAACGCUGGGAGAAUUGGCUUGACACUGGUGGUGGCAGGAAUGGUGGGUUCGAUUAUUUGUGGUUUGUGGCUGGAUUACACUAAAACAUACAAGCAAACUACUUUGAUUGUUUACAUUCUGUCUUUCAUUGGGUUGCUGGUAUUUACUUUCACCCUGGACCUCGGAUACCUUAUAGUAGUGUUCGUGACUGGAGGAGUACUUGGGUUCUUCAUGACUGGCUAUCUCCCACUUGGGUUUGAAUUUGCUGUGGAAAUUACAUACCCAGAGUCUGAAGGCACUUCCUCAGGUCUCCUUAAUGCAUCAGCACAGAUAUUUGGAAUUGUCUUUACACUUGUUCAAGGAAAACUCACCACAGACUACAGUCCUCGUGCAGGAAACCUCUUUCUUUGUGCUUGGAUUUUUGUGGGCAUUAUCUUAACAGCCUUAAUAAAAUCAGAUUUGCGAAGACACAAUGUGAAUUCAGGGAUUAUGAAUUUGGAUGUUAAAGCUGUACCAGUUGACAGUCCUGUAGAACCUGAAAGUACUACCUUAAAAAUUCAGUCGGCUUUAUAA
This is a messenger RNA of Leptosomus discolor (cuckoo roller), 1059 nucleotides long. It is a transcript of the gene FLVCR1, whose product is annotated as FLVCR choline and heme transporter 1. The record is from RefSeq and is a predicted model, not a curated record. Gene Ontology annotation, cellular component: mitochondrion; membrane. NCBI's taxonomy places the organism in Eukaryota, Metazoa, Chordata, Aves, Leptosomiformes, Leptosomidae. Gene Ontology annotation, molecular function: heme transmembrane transporter activity; heme binding. Gene Ontology annotation, biological process: mitochondrial transport; transmembrane transport; heme export.